AUGAAGAAAACCCAUAGAACCUUUUGGUGCCUGCCUUUCUUGUUUUGCUUCAGUUCUUUUCCUUUGAGCCACUGCUUCAACACUCCAAGCCUGCCUAUUCGCGCUGUCCAUGCUGGCUCUAGCUCAAUCUCCAGGAGGAAAGUUUGGCUUCUUGCCCCUCCUUCACUCCUGCAACAAACAGCACGGCAGAAGAGCUGGUUGAUGAUGACUACCUCCGACGCCUCUGGGCUCGAAGAUCAGGUCAAGGAGCAGGGCGACAAGGUGAGGAGGAUCAAAGAGGCCAGAAAGGCGGACGAGACAGCAUACAGCAAGGAAGAGCUCGAUCGCGAAAUCCAGCUGCUGAAGGACCUCAAGGCCAAGCUUGAACCCCCCAAAGCGGCUGAACCAGUCAAGAAGGAAAGCGCGAGCAAGCAGGGAGGAGGAUCCAACCAGAAGAAGCAGAACAACCAGAAAGAAGUUUCAGCACGCGAGGAACGGACGGUGAGGAUGGGCAAGGCGGAGAAGCUGCGAGCAAAAGGAAUCAACCCCUACGAGUACUCGUUUCAAGUUUCUCACUCCACCGACCAACUCAAGGACAUGCAUGCUAUCUUGGGGAACGGAGAGACUGCCGACAAUGCUCAGGUGUCGAUUGCUGGCAGGGUGAUGGCAAAGAGAGUGUUUGGCAAACUUGCGUUCUACACUCUGUCAGACUCUGUCGGAACCAUCCAACUCUACCUUGAGAAGGAUAUCAUCAAUGGAGCAGGAAACGAAGAUUCUUUUGAUGAUCUCAAGACCUUCGUUGACGUCGGAGAUUUCUUGGGAGUCUCUGGUGGCAUCAAACGGACAGACAAGGGAGAACUUUCGCUUGAACUCGCUCUUUCCUCUCUUGUCUGCCUUCCCUUCCAUCUCACUCAGAGCUGGCAGGUUGUGGUAGAAAAAUUUUCAAUCCUCACCAAGGCGAUCCUUCCCCUCCCUGACAAGUACAAGGGGCUGACCGACAUCAACAUCCGAUACAGAAGAAGAUACGUGGACCUGAUCGUCAACCCUGAAGUGCGCGAGACUUUCAGACGGCGAGCAAAAAUCAUCCAGGGGAUCCGAGACUACCUUAACCAGAGAGAAUAUCUUGAGAUCGAGACUCCCAUCCUGACAGCUGAGAUCGGAGGAGCAGAUGCAAGGCCAUUCAUCACUCAUCACAACGCGCUUGACAUGGAGUUGUACAUGAGAAUAGCGACAGAAUUGCAUCUGAAGCGGCUUGUUGUUGGUGGAAUUGAAAGAGUUUACGAACUCGGAAGAAUUUUCAGGAACGAGGGAGCGUACGCGGACUACGAAGACAUGAUGAACUUGGUGGAAGAGAUGAUCUGCGGCAUUGCCAUGGACGUCUGCGGGACCCUGGAGCUGGACUACCAGAAUCUGUUCUUCGUCAACUUCCUCAUCGUCCUCAACUUGCUCAUCUUUCUCUCUUGGUCUCUUCUCCUACUGAAGUUUGUUUGCAAUAGUCUUUGCGAGGCGACCUUGAGAAAGCUCGAGAAGAAGCGAAGAAACUCAAAAUCCCUGACGCAGGCAGGGUCAGUGGGUCAGCUUUUGAACCUAGUGUUCGAGGAGACGGCCGAGUCUUCUCUCAUCCAGCCCACCUUCGUCACCGAACAUCCAGUUGAAAUCUCUCCUCUUGCAAAGCCUCAUCGCUCCAAGGAGGGGCUCACCGAGAGGUUCGAGCUCUUCGUCUACGGGCGGGAGCUCGCCAACGCCUUCUCGGAGCUCACGGACCCGGUGGACCAGCGCGAGCGAUUUGAGCUGCAGGCCGCCAAGAAAGCCGCGGGAGACCUGGAGGCCGCCGACGUUGACGAGGAUUUUCUGAUGGCGAUCGAGUAUGGGAUGCCUCCUACAGCAGGGCUUGGCAUCGGCAUCGACCGCUUGAUCAUGCUCCUCACCAACUCCGCGAGCAUCCGCGACGUCAUCGCCUUCCCCCUCAUGAGGAAGGACGAGGGCCAGCAGUCCCUCCUCGACUAA
Guillardia theta CCMP2712 is the source of this 1986-nucleotide messenger RNA. RefSeq names its product Lysyl-tRNA synthetase. Gene Ontology annotation, biological process: lysyl-tRNA aminoacylation. Gene Ontology annotation, molecular function: ATP binding; lysine-tRNA ligase activity; tRNA binding. Bases 1 to 1986 code for a protein of 661 amino acids. NCBI's taxonomy places the organism in Eukaryota, Cryptophyceae, Pyrenomonadales, Geminigeraceae. The record is from RefSeq and is a predicted model, not a curated record. The transcript is spliced from 18 exons. Gene Ontology annotation, cellular component: cytoplasm; cytosol.